Messenger RNA from Capra hircus (goat), 682 nucleotides. RefSeq names its product NKG2D ligand 1-like. Gene Ontology annotation, biological process: positive regulation of T cell mediated cytotoxicity; antigen processing and presentation of endogenous peptide antigen via MHC class I via ER pathway, TAP-independent; antigen processing and presentation of endogenous peptide antigen via MHC class Ib. The transcript has 2 exons. The annotation marks the transcript as partial. Gene Ontology annotation, cellular component: external side of plasma membrane. NCBI's taxonomy places the organism in Eukaryota, Metazoa, Chordata, Mammalia, Artiodactyla, Bovidae. The record is from RefSeq and is a predicted model, not a curated record.
AGGGGAGGAGGCCUAUGGGCCUUUUUCUGCCAACCCUGCCCUCACCUGCCUUUUGCCUUCACAGAUGCUCACUCUCUUUGCUAUAACUUUACCAUUGAUUCUCAGCCCAGACCUGAACAACCGUGGUGUGUGGUUCAAAGGCAGGUGGACGGAAAUGUUUUUCUCUCCUGUGACUGUGGUCAUGCUAAGAUCCAAUUCACAAGUCCAUUGGGGGAGGAAGUGAAAACGACAAAGGCCUGGGAAACACAGACUGAAACACUCAGAGACAAUGCGGACUUGCUCAGGGAGCAGCUGCCUGAUGUUACGUCGGAGAAUCACACAGUCACAGACCCUCUCACCUUGCAGGGCAGGAUGACAUGUCGAUGUGAAGAGGAUGGACACAUCAGUGGAUCCUGGCAGUUUGGCUUCAGUGGACAAAUGUGCCUCCUCUUUGAUUUGGAGAAUGGACACUGGACAGUGGUUCAUUCUGGAGGGAGACGGAUGAGAGAGAAGUGGGAGAAGGACAGGGCUGUGAGCAACUUCUUCAAGAAGGUCUCCAUGGGAGACUGUCAGGCCUGUCUUUGGGAUUUCUUGGUGCACUGGGAGGAAAUGUCGACAACCACAGGUAAGUGAGACUAGAGGAAAGAAGUGGUAGUCCACUCAAAGGGACAUGGACCCACCCCUCUGUGUGUGUGUGUGUGUG